AUGGCGGUAAUCUGGGGUCUCGACAUGAAGGAGAUGCAGUGGGGCAAGUUCAAGUCUGGCUACAUGUGGAACAACACGUACCACAACCGUCGGACAAAGUUCAUCAUCUACCAACUCGCCAUGAUUCUCUGCGUUGUCAGUGAGAGUCUGGGAACGGCUGCGCUGUCUGACUACGUCGACCAGCAGAAGUUCGUCUCAAAGCUCGACCGUAACGUCAUGAUUCACAACAACAACUUCGUCGGCAUCGCAUCGUACAACAUCUUCGUCGGUAUCUUCGUCGCCACCAUCUUCGGUGCCGCCUUCUUCUUCGAUCUCUUCUGGCCUGAGCGACAAGAGUCGAGAGGCGUCAUCAACGCUUGGAAAGCUUGCUCAGUCUUUGCCUGCAUGCUUACGCUCUCCGACGCCCUUGCAUACACUUACAUCACCGCGAGCAAGAGUGCGCACCUAACCGGCACGGACUUCGAGCGUGGACAGGGCCUGUUGUCGCAGUUCAAGAAGGCUGGUGAGACUCCGCUCGCUUACAACAAGAAUGGGCGGGCGAUUGCUAGUGUUGUAUUCUUGUGGCCGGGCAUGAUCUUCACUUUUGCCAGCACAUAUCUCCUCUGGCACUCGCUGAACCACAUCGACAAGCUCGGAGUCUUCUCCGCACAUGCCCGUCAUCUUGAUGGCGCUCAAGAUGGCGCAGAGCCCGAACCGAAAGGCAACGCCGUAUAG
Messenger RNA from Alternaria conjuncta, 714 nucleotides. RefSeq lists its product as uncharacterized. The coding region runs from base 1 to 714 and encodes 237 amino acids. The record is from RefSeq and is a predicted model, not a curated record. Lineage: Eukaryota; Fungi; Ascomycota; Dothideomycetes; Pleosporales; Pleosporaceae. The transcript has 3 exons.